Messenger RNA from Seminavis robusta, 1764 nucleotides. The record is from the annotation of a GenBank genome assembly. NCBI's taxonomy places the organism in Eukaryota, Bacillariophyta, Bacillariophyceae, Naviculales, Naviculaceae.
AUGAAUCCGGACGCGUCCUCUUGGAAGCCAUCGGCCGCGGCAGCGGCAUGGACUCCCGUCGGCACGGCAAGCCCAGCCCCUGCCCCACCGGCUCCCACUCCAGCCAAUACACCCGCCACACAACGACAAGAGUCCAUGGAAGAAUCCGACAUUGAUGAGAAUGAUCCCCUCUGGCAGGCUGUGCUCAAAAUUGCCGAAGGUGAUCGAGCACGCGCCGAAAAGAUGUUGGCGGAUCCAGAUCAAUUGGCUCAGUAUCCAGAGAUAGUAGCUCUACUAGCGGCAGGAGGAGAAGGAGACGAUUGGGAGGCAGACUUGGCAGAAGAAACCAAAGAAAAAAUGACUGUAGAAGAGCCACCAUCAAAGCCGGAAGCGGCAAAGCCAAUGGAAGUGGCUGAGGAGCCGGCAAUUGACCCUGCUUCACUGAAAGAAGGUGAUCCUCGUGAGCAUUUGAACUUAGUCUUUAUUGGUCACGUUGAUGCAGGAAAGUCAACUUUGAGUGGAAACAUCCUGUAUUUGACAGACAACGUCGACAAACGAACAAUUGAACGCUACGAAAAGGAGGCCAAGGAACGCAACCGUGAAUCAUGGUUCUUGGCAUUCAUCAUGGACACAAACGAAGAGGAACGAGCCAAGGGAAAGACAGUCGAAGUUGGAAAAGCCCACCUUGAAACAGACAUCAAACGAUACACCAUUCUCGAUGCCCCAGGUCACAAAAACUACGUACCCAAUAUGAUCAUGGGAGCCAGUCAAGCCGACGUUGGUGUUCUUGUCAUCUCGGCUCGUAAGGGAGAAUUCGAAACUGGUUUUGAUCGUGGUGGCCAAACCCGAGAACACGCCAUGUUGGCCAAGACGUUGGGUGUAUCCUUCCUCGUUGUUGUGGUCAACAAGAUGGAUGACCCUACAGUGCAGUGGAAAAAGGAACGUUACGAUGAAUGUGUCACGAAACUGCGUCCUUUCCUGAAAGGGUGUGGGUUUGUCAUCAAACGAGAGGUCAAGUUCCUUCCCAUCUCUGGGCUGAGUGGUGCCAAUGUGAAGGAUGAGGUAGACCCAUCAGUCUGUCCGUGGUGGAAGAAGAGCUACACGAAUGGCGACAACAACACAAGUAUCCCAACCCUCAUUAGCCUGUUAGAUUCUUUGGAAAUCAAGGGACGCGACCCGGCGGCUCCACUGCGCAUUCCUGUGAUUGAACGAUACACGGAUCGCGGAACAAUUGCCAUGGGCAAGGUGGAGAGUGGAAUUAUCCGUGUUGGCAUGAAGGUGACUUUGAUGCCCACAAGGAAUACUUACAAAGUUGGUGGGGUGUGGGCGAAUGAAGAUCCCGUUGCGGGAGCACGACCGGGUGAGAAUGUGUUGGUGAAAUUGGAUGGUGCAGGAGUGGAAGAUGUUCGAAAAGGUUUUGUUAUUUGCACACAGCCGACCUGUCGAGCAGUGGACAAAAUCAUUUGCAAGAUACACGUGAUGGAUAUGCCCGACAACACAAAGAUUAUGACAGCAGGGUUCCAAGCGAUCUUCCACGCCCAUGCAUGUGAAGAGGAGUGCACAUUGGUCAAGAUCUUCGAGACAACAAAUCGUAAGAAGCUAGUUCAGAAGGGUGCGCGUUUUGCUAGCGUCGGUAUGCAAGUGAUCUGUAUGCUCGAGUUGGCACGAACAGUUCCCGUGGAGACGUUCGAGGACAUGAAUUUUCUGGGACGAUUCACACUCCGAACGGAAGGAAAGACUGUUGCCAUUGGUAUCAUCACCAAGCUUCCACCUCGAAAGGAUUAA